Molecule: messenger RNA, 2065 nt
Organism: Limanda limanda (common dab)
Lineage: Eukaryota; Metazoa; Chordata; Actinopteri; Pleuronectiformes; Pleuronectidae
Product: actin-binding LIM protein 1-like
Exons: 20
Coding region: 1-2055 (684 amino acids)
Biological process (GO): lamellipodium assembly; cilium assembly; cytoskeleton organization
Cellular component (GO): actin cytoskeleton; stress fiber
Molecular function (GO): actin filament binding
Source: RefSeq, a predicted model, not a curated record
AUGGUUUCUCACCUGGGAUCGGUGUGUAGCCUGAACUGUUUGGCUGAAAGUCUGGACAGCAUCAGCAUGCCGAGCCUCCUCAACCUCAGCAGCCUGGGCCGGAUCUGCGGCUCCAGCCACAACGACAUGGUCGUCCUGGACCGGGUCAAGAGGAAGAACUCCGUCCGGCGCAUGUCGAUAAUCGAGGACGGGGAAAUUGCCGAGGUGCUCUACCUCAUCCCCAAACAGUCCAUGAUGGAGCAGCUGCCCUUCAUCAACCCCAACGACUACAUCCUGUGUGAGAAGCUGGCCGGUAUCCCUGCAGAGGUGUCAAUGCUGCACACUCCGGAUGGCUGCCACCCAAGUUCUCCAGCGGGGAAGCGGGAGAUCCAGUGCUUCAGGUGUGGGCAACCGUGCAAAGGGGAGGUGCUGCGGGUCCAGAAUACUCACUUACACAUAAAGUGCUUCACCUGCAAGGUGUGUGGCUGUGACUUGGCCCAGAGCGGCUUCUUCAUGAAGAGCGGCGAAUUCCUCUGUCCGCUGGACUUCCAGAGGCUCCACGGCACGCUCUGCAGCAACUGUGGGGAGUUCGUGGAGGGGGAGGUGGUUACUGUCUUGGGGAAGACUUAUCACCCAGCCUGCUUUGUGUGCACCAUUUGCAAGCAGCCCUUUCCCGCUGGGGACUGUGUCACCUUCAGUGGAAAAGACUGCCUCUGUCAGCGCUGCAUUCAACCUGUGUCUCCUGCUCCGACCGACGUGAAGUACUCUAGCAACUGCACCGGCUGCGGCAGAGACAUCAAGAACGGCCAGGCUCUGUUAGCUCUGGGCGGCCAGUGGCACCUCGGCUGCUUUAAGUGCAAAUCCUGCAGGAAAGUGCUGAGCGGAGAAUACAUCAGCAAAGAUGGGAUGCCUUACUGUGAGAGGGACUACCAGAUUAAGUUUGGGAUACAAUGUGAGGCAUGUCAUAAGUUUAUAACAGGAAAAGUUCUGGAGGCAGGAGACAAACACUAUCACCCGAGUUGUGCGAGAUGCAGCCGAUGUGACAAGAUGUUCACAGAGGGAGAAGAGAUGUUUCUGCAAGGGUCGACAGUGUGGCACCCGGACUGCAGAGACAACAGCAGGACGGAGGACAGUUACAGGCACACUAGAUCCUCCUCUGAAAGCUCGUGCUCCAGGCCGGGCUCGUGCACCCCGGGGAGUCCUGGUCGAACGAUCUGCGCAAAAGUAGAUAAUGAGAUCAUUGACUACCGAGACUUAGCGGCAAUUCCCAGAGUCAAGGCUAUACAUGAUAUAGAGUAUCCUGAUAUGAUAUCCUAUAAGUCUGUGAACAACAACCCACCUGCUGUGGACAACAAAGUCAGCAGACAGGACAGGUCAAACCCUACAGAGUCAACAGGAAAUGUAUCUGAAACCACAGAGGAGGGCUUUGAAAUGAGGAGGAACAUUCCGAAAUCCACAAGCCACGGAUCUUUUGGAGUUUACACCACGUACCAACGACACAGCUACACUCCAGGUCUGUCCAGAUCGCCACAGCACUUCCACAGGCCAGCAUUGAUGGUUUCUCCCUCUUUAUUCUCUGGCAACAAUGAAACCUGCUCCCCUUCCCCUUUAUGUCCCCACUUUCUCCCUCAAACCAAAGAUGAAGGCUUUCACAUGUACAGGAGGCCUCCAAUUUACAAACAGCAAGAUCCAAAUUCACCCACUUCCCAAGCUUUAUCUUUGCCCGGAUACGGUCGCAGCGGCCUCCAUCCGCCUCGGUCAGCGGAUUUCUCCCACUACAGUGAUGACAGAUUCAGAGAUUUCAAGCUCAUCUAUGACAGUCCACAUCCAUUAGCCAGACUGGACAGAGGAAUGUCCAUGCCUAAUUUGUUGGAACCAAAAGUCUACCCAUAUGAAAUGCUUGCAGUGACCAACAGAAGACGAGUGAAGCUGCCGAGGGACGUCGACAGAACGAGACUGGAGUGCCACCUUUCCCCGGGUUCUUUCUAUGAUAUCUUUGGUAUGGAGAUCCGAGAGUUCUACACACUUCCACUCUGGAAACGUAAUGACAUGAAGAAGAGUGCAAAUCUUUUCUGAUUGCUGCCUA